AUGACUACCCUUGUCCUACUCGGCCUUGCCAGCCUUGCCCUGGGGUCUGUGACCAUCGUCGACCCCAGCAACUACGCCGACCUUGCCGCCGAUACCGCCGACAACGCCCUCCUGGCCAACUAUUGGACCGACAAUGGUGGCCCGCAGGAGCUGAUCUACAACAUCACCGGUCCAUAUUACUUUUCCGCCACCGACGGUGUGGCGCUUGCUCACCAAGUGCUGUCCGUCGACGCCAACGACACCUCUGUGGUGGUCAUCACAGAAGACUCUGCAGUCAACCUGUCAUACGUGACAGUGGUCAAGGAGGGAUACGCAACCUGGCUGAACCAGGCGAGCUUUUUCGGCGUCAAUGCGGCCGUCAACGUCGCCAACGCGUCGACCGCGUACAUCGACCACAGCAACAUCACCGUCCACGACGGCGCCGCCAACAUCUACGCGUAUGGGACGGGAAGCGCUGUCUACGUCAGCGACGUGGACCUGUAUAGUUCCGGCCCGGUCUCGCACGGCCUGUACGCAGCGGGCAACGGAACCAUCUACGCCAAUAACAUCCGGCAUUACUCCGGCGGCAACCGGGCCUCUUCCUUCUCGGGCGAUAAUCCGGGCGGAUAUCUGUACGUGACGGACGCCGUGGCACACACGGCAGGCAUCGGAAGCGCAACCUUCUACACCCUGGGCAAGAGCUACGGAACGGACGUGGUCGGGCGGACGGACCAGGCGCCCAGCGUCUUCUCCGACGGGGCGCAGAGCUCCGUGUUUGUGCGGGUGGACUUGACCGCAGGCCUGCUGGCGGGAACGGUGCUCUUCUGCUCGGCGGAUCGGCAGAGCGGAGCGGAGUUGAGCUUCACGGAUUCCCGGCUCACCACGCUGGGGUCGGAUAUGGCGGCCCUGUGGUUCGGAAAUGUCAUUGCUGAUGUGCAGCUCGUCGCCACGGAGAUCAACACCACCUCGGGCAUUCUGGUGAUUGCCAACUCGUCGCAGGUGACCCAGGCCUUUGACUAUUUCGCCGGCUCGGAGGAGAACUCGGCCAUCCAGCCCGCGGAGGUUACAGUGCUGGUGGAGGAGUCGGAUCUGCGCGGCGAUCUGGUCGCUUACAACGGCAGUUCCAUCGCCUGGACUCUCGCCAGCUACUCCUCGUGGACAGGGACUGCCUAUUCCGCGACCGGCAAGGGCUAUCUCGGGGUUUACCUGGAUGAGACCUCGACCUGGACGCUGACGGACAAUGUCGAGCUCAUCAACUUCACCAACGGGGAUUCCACGCACAGCAACAUCAUCAGCGGAGGGUACAAUAUUUCCUAUGACGUGACUGCCGACGCCAAUGCCUAUCUUGAUGGCACGACCGUCAGCCUGUCGGGUGGAGGGAUCUUGUUCCCAUAUUAG
This is a messenger RNA of Penicilliopsis zonata CBS 506.65, 1377 nucleotides long. RefSeq lists its product as hypothetical. The coding region runs from base 1 to 1377 and encodes 458 amino acids. The transcript has a single exon. The record is from RefSeq and is a predicted model, not a curated record. NCBI's taxonomy places the organism in Eukaryota, Fungi, Ascomycota, Eurotiomycetes, Eurotiales, Aspergillaceae.